AUGUCAGAAAAACAAGUUCAUGUUGCUAAUUGUAUAACUAUUUUACAAAUCCUUAGUGAAAAGUAUGGUCUGUUACCUGAAUAUGAAGAACAUCUAAAAAAUAAAAUUUCAGAUGUUUGGAAACAUUUUAAAGAAUAUCGUGAUAAGGGUGAAAUUAAAUACUUUCUUGAUCGUAUGGAGCAUUUUAUAUGGAAGACACGCGAAUUUAAUCAUUUAGAUGCUAAGCAGAAGUCAAUUGCCAAUUUUCUUCAUGAAGAUAGCCCUUUUAAGGACAAAAAGAUUAUUGCGUACGCUUAUGUACGAACUGAUUAUAAUGUUUACUGUUUUCUUUUUUACAGUUCAAAAUCUCGUGAUGGACGUUUUUGUAGAUACACGUGCAUGGAAACAAGUAAUUACAUUAGCAAAAAUUUAAAUUUUGAUGUUUUAAGAGCAGAUUCAUUCAUACCAAGAUCUUGUAGAAAGGUUACUCCAGUAGAAAGAUCAAAUGAUGGAGUACUAGAAGAGGGUGCUCCAGUAAAAAUAUCAAAUGAUGAAGAACAUACAGUGGAUGCUCAAGGAGAAAUAUCAAAUGAUGAAGAACAUACAGUAG
Molecule: messenger RNA, 589 nt
Organism: Trichomonas vaginalis G3
Lineage: Eukaryota; Parabasalia; Trichomonadida; Trichomonadidae
Exons: 1
Source: RefSeq, a predicted model, not a curated record